This is a messenger RNA of Cladocopium goreaui, 2593 nucleotides long. NCBI's taxonomy places the organism in Eukaryota, Dinophyceae, Suessiales, Symbiodiniaceae. The record is from the annotation of a GenBank genome assembly.
CACAUUCAAGUCCGAAUGCCACUGAAUGGACACACGUGCUGUGGGCCAACGAGUAUCCGAGGAUGGGCACAGAUGGACCACAAACCAGGCGACUUUGAUCAAGGAAUCAAGGCGGCGUGUUGUGAUGAUGCGGAAUCUCAUCCUUGGAUUCGCUUUGUUUGUGAUCGGCGAACAAUUUUCAUUUGGAUUUGGGCUGUCCGGUAAGACACGCCCAAGAUGCAAAGUUCUAUUGCUUGUGGCUCAUGCUGAUGAUGAAAUUAUUUGGGCAGGUGAAGCUUUGCUUGGUUGGAAAACCCAAGUUCUUUGCGAUGCCCAUUGGCACAUCGUCACGGCAACUUUUAGUUCCAAUCAGCGAGUGAAGGAAUUUUGGGCAAUACUGGACCUCUUGAGGUCCAAGACACGUGCGGCAAAAAUCACUGCAGAGGUUUGGGACUACGACGAUUGCAAUCAUCUGCAUUGCGACCUCUUUAAACGCGACGUGGAAGUGGGCAAUCCACCGUUUAAGGAACGGCUCAUUGAAGUGUUCCAACGAGACCAAUGGGACUAUGUCAUCACCCACAACCAGCACGGAGAGUACCAUCACAAGCAGCACAUGGGUCUCUACAUGGCAGUAGAUGAGCUCUUUCAGAAGCGACCUGAUGUGGUGGGAAAAGCGAGUUUCUGGGUCUUCAACCCUUUACCGGAGCUGAACACGUCUCUGAGUACGGCAAAAAGGAUGCUGCUACAGGAAUACCUUAAGCGUACUCCGACGAUGGCCAGAAUGUUGACUUUCAAGAGCUUGGAGAAGUAUACGGAGCAUUUAGUUCCUGCUCAUGAGUUUAGCAGACCUCCGCUCUUAGGUGUUCCAUUCUCACAAGGACUUCCAUUCUCGUACACCUUUCACUUUCUGCCUGAAGUAGAGUUGACAGCAGCAGAGAUCUACACUUUGCUGAAAGAGUACUUCGCCAAGACAUGGGAGUCCACCUGCAGUAAAGGAAGCUUCGUGAGGUAUCCUGAGACCUGCCGCUUGCUUCGAGCACAAAGUCACAGCAUCUCCCCUGGGAUGAGUCACACGCUGACUCUCGAGGAAGUCAAGCAGGCUCAAGAGGUGCCUAUUCCCAGUCCUCAGAAGGGCCCGGCAAGCUUGAGGUGUUUGGUAGCGCAGCCUGCUGACAUCUUCGGGAAGAUCACUGCUUGGGAACUCGAGAUAGAGUCCAGUGGUGUCUACAUGGAGCUCCUUGCACUGCGGCCCAUCUUGGUGGGUUGGAAACAGGGCAAGCAGAAUACCUACAAGAUUCUGGGCAGCUCUGGGCCAAUAUGGGUAAGCCGAACAUCCAAGUAUGUGAACCACAAGCAGUUGGAGGGAAUCGACAUCCAGCCCCACGAUGUGGUGGGCUUUGGCGUUUUCCUGGAUGGCCAAAACAUGAGUUCUACGGAGCUUGCCAACCAAAGCUCUGAAAAGUUGUGCAUCGGCUCCCGGGGUUGCGAAAAGGCAAACUUUUGCAGUUUCGAUAGUCUACCACCAAAGGAACUUUGGACCAAGCUUGAAGUUCGCAGGGUCGUUCCCCACGUGGAAGCGAAUCCCCCUUCCAAACCAGCUCGUCGGCAGAAGUUCUUCAAAGUAAUGGAGGCCUUGGAUAUCUCCAGCUUCGUGAAUGUCAACACCACCUAUGAGGAGCUGCUAACCCUUCGGCAAAGAUUGGAUCACCCUGACCUGGGGAUCUUCGAGGAUAAGAUCCGGCUCCGGAGGGAGCUGCUGCCAGCCGCUGGUGUUCUGGCCACCCCAAGCAUUCACCUUUCAAACGACGACUUUGACAUCAUUCGUUUCCUUCAUGGUCGGAAAAGCUACGUGGUGAAACCUUCGCACAUGUCCGAGUCACAGAAUGUCUUCGUGGUUCACGAUGGCCGAAACCUGUUGAAAAUGGCAUGGGGACAGCCGUUUAAGGUUUACCUGGAAGAGAUCCAGGAUGCAGUGAACGGUUUCAGCAAGAAGACAGCCUUGGAAUGGGAGUGUCGAGCACUGGUGUCUUCCAAACCAGGCGUCAUAGUGGAAGAGCUGGUUUUGGCUAACAAGGCCCUUGGCAAUGUCCGCAACCUCUUGGUGGAUGAGUACAAGUUCUUCACCAGCUGGGGCGAGACCAUCUUUGCUGAGAAUGUCCCCUGGUCCAUGGGUACCACUAUGGAGAUCUCUCGUGAGGGUCAUAUUUUGUCCGCCAAGGAAAGCUGCCCACCCAUCUGUGUGCCGGCCUGUUAUCCCCAAAUGGUCCAAAUUGCGGAGAAGGUCGCAACGUAUGCUCGCACUGAUUUCUUGCGAGUGGACAUUCUUAUCUCCGGUGAUUGCGAAGCUCUUUACGUCAGCGAGGUGGAACUAUUCCCUGCCAGCAACUGCACCCAAUUCCUGAAGGAUGCUGUGGCCCGCAGAUGGCGCAAUGGAUAUGGUGUGAGCUGAGCAGCUGAGCCAUGACAUUUUCAGUGUGCAACGAGUUUGUCCAUCCAAGCGGAACCGCUAGAAGGACAUUGCGGAACAUGGUAGCAGCUGGUAGCAAACUGUAGCAAAGCAAGAGGACCAGGAGAAGGAACUUGACGAUGUUCCUUGAUGAGUUGGAGAAAAAAC